Messenger RNA from Ictalurus furcatus (blue catfish), 4401 nucleotides. It is a transcript of the gene rhogb, whose product is annotated as ras homolog family member Gb. Lineage: Eukaryota; Metazoa; Chordata; Actinopteri; Siluriformes; Ictaluridae. Gene Ontology annotation, cellular component: cell cortex; plasma membrane; cytoplasmic vesicle. Gene Ontology annotation, molecular function: GTP binding; protein kinase binding; GTPase activity. The record is from RefSeq and is a predicted model, not a curated record. The coding region runs from base 398 to 973 and encodes 191 amino acids. The transcript has 2 exons. Gene Ontology annotation, biological process: establishment or maintenance of cell polarity; small GTPase-mediated signal transduction; regulation of actin cytoskeleton organization.
AAGAAGAAGAAGCAAAAAAAAAAAAAAAGCCGCCAUCGCUUUAUGAGUAGGAGUGAAAUCUGAGAAUACCCUGCAGUAACUUAAAAAUAUGAUGAGAGUGGGCCAAACUGCACACUGCGGGAAUUCCCUGUGCAAAACCUAUAUUUUAACUCCCACACGCACAUUUUCAUGGCCUCACUUCAGCAAACUUCCUCAAACAUGCCGUUAAACCAUACUUCCUCUGUUCGGAGCGCGCUCACUUCCUACAUAGUUCAAUAAGUAGCUGAGAUCCACAGCGGAGUGUGCGUGCUUGCAGACGGACCCGCUGCUCGCGCUGGGAUUAACGAACGUAAACGCGGAGUAUGUUCGGAGAUUGCUGAAGUAGAUCCGGUAGAUCUGAGUGCUCCAUCCCUCCAGCAUGCAGAGCAUCAAGUGUGUGGUUGUGGGAGAUGGUGCGGUGGGGAAAACCUGCCUGCUCAUCUCUUACACCACUGGCGCCUUCCCCAAAGAGUACAUCCCCACCGUGUUUGACAACUACAGCUCUCAAGUGAGCGUGGACGGCCGUACCAUCAGCCUCAACCUGUGGGACACGGCGGGACAAGAGGAAUACGACCGCCUGCGCACACUCUCCUACCCCCAGACCAACGUGUUCGUCAUCUGCUUCUCCAUCUCUAGCCCGCCCUCCUAUGAGAACGUCAAGCACAAGUGGCAUCCCGAGGUGACGCACCACUGCCCCAGUGUGCCUAUUCUCCUUGUGGGCACCAAGAGCGACCUGCGCAACGACCCUGAGGUGCAGAAGAAGCUGAAAGAUCAGAACCAGGCCCCCAUAACGCUGCAGCAGGGCCAAGCGCUCGCCCGCCAAAUCCAUGCGGUCAAGUACAUGGAGUGCUCGGCGCUCAGCCAGGAAGGCAUCAAGGACGUGUUCGCGGAGGCUGUUCGUGCUUUCCUCAACCCUCAGCCCGCUGCGCAAAAAAAACCCUGCGUGCUCCUCUGAAAACCAAGACCUGAGAAAUAUGCAGAGAAUUUGAUAUUAAUAUUAUAAUAAGAAAUGUAUGACGAGAAUCAGUCUUUUGGAAACAGAUUGCAGGAGGAGUCAGGAGUCAGUUAGCUGGUGCUUGUUAUUUACAAGCUGUGAAAAUAGUAAUUAAUGCUGUACACCUGGACAAACAGACAGGGAACAAGCACAUCAGUCAAGUUUGAAGGAAAUUCUAAAGCACAUAGAAUAUUUUUUGCCAUUCUUAAUCACAUAAUGGUAUUUUGAGCAUGGAAGAUAAAUGAUUGUGGAUUUUAUGACCUCAUGAAAAGUUUUAUGCCUCAUUCGAAAGAAAUUUACACAGUUUUCCCUUCAGCACAAGUGUAGUAACAAGUCAUGGAAGUCUAUUUCACCUAGGCGUGUCACGACUAUGAAAUUUGGGCUGACGAUUAACUGUCAUACCACUGAUUAUGAUUAAUGACGGAAUUAUUGUUUCUGUUAACCUUAUACCACUCGUAAGCUUAACAGUAGUGUAAUUAUUACAUUAAUGGUAUUUUAUAUAUAUACUAUUAUAUACUUAUGUACUAAAUCUUUUUGAUCUACAGAAUGUUUGAACUAAAGGUGAACUACUAAUUAAAACUGUUAGUUAUGAAUCUUAAUGCCUUUAACUGAGAAUGAUUAUUUUGUGAUACUGCCGUGAAUUGGUCAUAUCGCUGAGAAAUUUUUUUUGAGCAUUUAUAUCUCAAAUAAUCCUGAGUAGCUUGAACAAUUCCUCGAUUGUGAAGUUAGUAAGGAAUAAAACAGGACAAGGCGUGCUGUAAUAAAUAAUAAAUAAUGAUGGGUUAAAUGUUUUCCUAUAAUGGCACGUCCUGUUCUUCUUAUACCACAACAAUUCCAAUACAAGAGAGACACCUGAUACUUACUAUUUUUAUAUACAUACUAUUUUUUCUCUCUCUUGAGGAUAAUAAGAAAAAUGUAAGCUUGUUUUGCUUCUGAGAAACUAGAAAGAGCAAACUCCUCUGUCCUCAGGACUUCCCUGUGACAGAAAACCUAAAGUUAAAGCUUUAACUUUGACACUUGAGACUCCUUUAAGGAAUACUAAAAAAAACAUCUCUUCAAUUACACGUUUAUAAAAAAAAAAGAUCGUCCACCCUGUGUAAGUUGAUACUAGAGAACAUUAAAAUAAGAGAAUUAAUAUCAACCUUAUUAUAAACAAAAUUAUGACCAAUCAGAAUUAAGCAUCCAACAGAAUUAAGCAUCCAUUAUAUCAGUGUGAUAUAAUCAUAAUUUGGCCAAAAAAAAAAAAAAUCUAUUCGGCAUGAAAUAGACAUCUGUGUAAGCAUGUCAUGGCUGAUGGACUACAUUUGAAGUAAAGAGAAAAUUGUGUGAAUUUGACUUUUGGUGAUUAAUGAGUCAUUGAAAGUACUAUAAAUAACUAUAUAGUUAAUGCUUUUGUGCAAUCAGGGGCUUGAGAUUACAGGAUAUUCUAGUACGUAUAUAUAUAUAUAAAAAAAAGCUUUUAAAUGUCUCAAGGUGCUUGUUGAACUACAGGAUUAGAGCUUGUAGAGACUGUAUCUAUGGUCACUUGGCUUCAUGUGCUGGUAGAGUUCAGACGUAAGCACAGGCUGUGUCAGCUGCAUGAGCAGCUGCAGGCAUUGCAGUGCAGGGAAACCUCAGUUAUGCAUUGACCACACUACUUCCCCAUUAGUUCGAUUUGAUUGGAGGAAACAAGCAUCUUGGCAGCCUAUUCAGGAAGCAAAGGCUCCAGUAGACAUCACACCACCUCCAUUCUCGUUUACUGUUUCCCAGCAGGACAGGGUGGGGCUUCAGUGGGAAGCUGCUCGAAUUAGAAAACCUGUCACUUUCAGCACUUGAUGACUGAACUGGAAUCAGCUUGCAAUAUUUUUAAAUUUUAAUUAUAUUGAAUAUUAUAAAGACCACACUCAUUGUUAUGAACAGUUAUGCUUUAAGACAAAAGAGAGUCCCUUCAAAAAACUCUCUUACUGUCCUACCCAACAUGCCAAAACAAAACAGUAGUUUUUUUUACUCAUGAAUAGAAACCAUACAAGAGAUUUGGCCGUCAAUAGAGUUUCUCAAUACUGAACCCGUUACUCGAAAUAAACAACACAAAAACCUUGUGACUUAUUAGUAGUCAAUCAGAGGGCUUUCAGUUCCCAUGAGUCCCUGGGGACAUGUACAUGAAUCAGCAAGCCUUGAAGCUAGAACACAAAUGCUACUUCAUCUGGUUACUGACAGUCCAGUACAAAGCUGUCCUUCAGUUUUACACCACAUCAAGUGACACAUUAAGGGCCCAAAACCUGACCCAGAUGUAUUUUGAUUUAUUUGAUUACAAGCAGAAUAUGCAUCAGGAUGAGUGCUCAAAUUCGCAGUUCAAAGCAUGUCGAGCUCUGAGUCUAGGCUCCACGAGCUGAAACGGCAGUACGCAUACACCCUACUACUGCUCAUGAUUUCCAAUGCAUUUGCUUAACAAUGUUACUGAGAUUUUUUCACUUUUUACAUGUUUUUUUUUUUUAUAUGCCUUUGAGAUGUUUAUUAAGGUACCAUGCUCAUUUGGUGUUGGGGGUGGGGAGGGGUGCUGGGUGGAUUAAUUUCAAAAGUUACAUGGUGUCAAAAAGAGUUGAAUUCAAUACUGAGACAUAUUUAUAUUAUGUAAUUGCAUUUAUAGAUGCAUGUUGAAAGCAUGUACAACUUCUGACAUUCAAAAUGGAAAUAUCGUAUCCAAAGAAAAUGGGGGAAAGGACGCAUUAAAAUAGUCGGUUUUAAACUUUUUUUUUCCUCAAACAGAGUUUACUGUAUGCUAAAUAGAACUAAGUAUAUGUGUGGCACAACUUGGCCACAAAUUCAAUUCAGUUCAAUUUUAUUUGUUUAGUGCUUUUAACAAUGGACAUUGCCACAAAACAGCUUUACGGAAAUGUCUAAAUUCAGGUAUAAAUUUGAAAUGUGUAGGAAUUUCAUAAAUGCUUAUGAAUUUCAGCAGAGUGAAAUUCAGGACGCAGACGCAGGACAGAGCUCAGUGUCAUUGUGCCGGGAAUAAACAAGACAAGGAAAGCUCGUCUCCUCCUCAGUUCUCAGAGCACGGCCAGCAGGGCAUUUUGUGCUGAUCCACAGGAAGUAAUCUUCCUCCUGGAAACAGUAAAGCUGGGGAAGGGUUCAUAUUUCGACACACUCCACGGACCCCAACCCCCCCCGGAGCCUGUCUGCUCUUCACCACAUCCCCUUGCGUCUACUUCCAUCUUUCUGACACCAAUCUUAUUAGUCAGAGUCUCAGCAAUGUCUCUGCACACCUUUAAUCCACUUGUAUGUAAAAUGUUUAACAGUUCGUAAUUUAUUUUCCUAAAUUCCUGGUAUUUUUGUUUAAAAUGUUUUGAUGCAAAUGAACACAGCUUCCAUGUCAUGUGUUGUAAAAUUAAAGCAAUCUCUACUUACAA